AUGCAUCUGCAGCACCUUUCAGCUUUGGCCGCGAUAGCAGGCUGUAUUGUUCAGCCUGUGGUCGGCGCACCCCAGAAGACCCAGGAAGGAACCUGCAAAAAGACCAAAGUUGCCAUCCUGGGAGGUGGUGUGGCUGGUAUAACCGCAGCCCAAACAUUAAGCAAUGCCUCGGUCCACGACUUCGCGAUCAUCGAGUACCGCGACACAGUCGGCGGCCGAGCCUGGCACAAGCCCUUCGGCAAAGACAAAGAUGGCAAGCCGUAUAUCAUCGAGAUGGGCGCCAACUGGGUGCAAGGCCUUGGAAAUCCCGGCGGUCCACAAAAUCCCAUCUGGGUCAUGGCUCAAGAGUAUGGGCUGAAGACCCACUACUCGAACUACGACAACGUUUCCACCUAUAACCAGCAUGGCUAUUCUGAUUACAGUGAUCUGCUGGAUGCCUGUGAUGAGGCCUAUAGCAUUGCUAGCGCGAGGGCUGGUGAAAUCCUCACUCAGAACUUGCAGGAUCAGACGGCCAAGUCUGGUCUUGCUUUGGCUGGCUGGAACCCCAAGCCGCAUGAUAUGGAGGCGCAGGCUGUUGAUUGGUGGUCAUGGGACUUUGAGGAUGCAUAUUCUCCUCUGGAGAGUUCUCUUGUAUUCGGCUGUGCGGGCGAUAACUUGACCUCGAACUACUUCAGUGACCAUGACAACUUUGUUUUGGAUCAGCGUGGAUUCAACCACAUUGUCAAGAAGCAGGCUUCAUCUUUCCUUAGCAAAAAUGAUCCCCGUCUCCACUUGAACACUGAGGUUACAAACAUCACCUACUCAGACCACGGUGUCACUGUGCAUAACAAGGAUGGUAGCUGUGUCGAGGCCGACUACGCUAUCUGCACAUUCUCUCUGGGCGUCCUGCAGAACGACGCCGUCCAGUUCUCCCCCGAAUUACCAGUCUGGAAGCAGGAAGCCAUCCAAAAGUUCACCAUGGGUACCUACACCAAGAUCUUCUUCCAAUUCAACGAGACCUUCUGGCCCGAAGACACUCAAUACCACCUGUACGCUGAUCCAGCCCAGCGUGGCUGGUACCCAAUCUGGCAAUCCCUCUCAACCCCCGGCUUCCUGCCAGACUCAAACAUCAUCUUCGUAACCGUGACCAACGAAUUUGCCUACCGCGCCGAGCGCCAGUCAGACGAGCAAACCAAGAAAGAAGCAAUGGAAGUCCUGCGCAAGAUGUUCCCAGAGAAGGACAUCCCCGAGCCAACGGCAUUCAUGUACCCGCGCUGGACAUCAGAGCCCUGGUCCUACGGCAGCUACUUCAAUUGGCCUCCUUCCACCUCUCUAGAGAUGCACCAAAACCUGCGCGCAAACACCGGCCGGCUGUGGUUCGCCGGUGAGGCUACUAGCCCGACCUUCUUUGGCUUCUUGCAUGGUGCAUACUUCGAGGGACAGGAUGCUGGCAGACAGAUCGCUGCUAUCAUGCAUCACCACUGUGUUAACGCUAACUCGACUAAGCUGAGGGAGUGUGGCCCUCGUAAGCAUUAUGAGACCUUGCAUGGUACUUCGCCUUAUUCCGAUUAUACUAUGCUUAAUGGUUGGGCUGUUAGUAGCUUUAUUGAUACCAACACUGAUUAA
Molecule: messenger RNA, 1605 nt
Organism: Penicillium antarcticum
Lineage: Eukaryota; Fungi; Ascomycota; Eurotiomycetes; Eurotiales; Aspergillaceae
Exons: 6
Coding region: 1-1605 (534 amino acids)
Molecular function (GO): oxidoreductase activity
Source: RefSeq, a predicted model, not a curated record